AUGGUUAAGGAUACUACAUAUUAUGACGUAUUAGGUGUAGAAGUCACUGCUACUGACAUUGAGUUGAAGAAAGCAUACAGAAAGAAGGCCAUUAAACUUCAUCCUGAUAAGAACCUCGAUGACCCAAAUGCUGCUGACAAGUUCAAGGAAGUGGGUGAAGCAUAUGGAGUAUUAUCCAAUCCUGAGUCUAGGAAAAUUUAUGAUGAAGUUGGAAAGGAUGGUAUGAAUAGUAGUGCCGUUGAAGAAGCCGACCCUAGUGAAUUCUUUGCCGCAGCUUUUGGAGGAGAAGCUUUUAAAGAUUGGAUUGGUGAGUUAAGUAUGUUGAAUGAUUUAAACAAAACCAAUGAAGUGUUCCUGACGGAAGAAGAUGGAGGUGGUGAACCCCCCUCCUCGGGUACAGGUACCUUGAAUUCAAAGACAGAAAAACCCUCUGAGGUGGAUAGUAACAUUACCACUGAUCUUCAACAAAUGAAGGUAAGUGAAGGAACUUCACAGAAGACAGAAGGCGCAGACAUAGUUUCUGAGUAUAAUGAAGCAAAGAAACGGACAAAACAAAAGAUGACACAAGCCCAAAGAGAUGAAUUGAUGAGACUUAGUGAAGAAGCAAAAUUAGCUAAGGAAGAAAGAGUCAAUGGUUUAGUUCAAUUAUUGGAAGUAAGAAUUAAUAAGUUUGAAUCAUGUUAUAAGAAUCCCGAAGCCCUUGCAUCAUUUGAUUCUGGUUUGAAUAAGGAAUUUGAAGACUUAAAGAUUGAAAGUUUUGGAUUACCCUUGUUGCAUCUUAUUGGUAAAGUUUAUACUCAACAAGCACAUGCUGCAAUUCUGGCCUCUAAGACCUUUGGUGUUACCAAGUUAUUUACAUCUGUCAAGACCAAAACUGAUAGAGUUAAAGGUGGGUUUUCGAUAAUAAAGGCAGCUUUAGAUGCUAAAGUUGCGUUGGCAGAGAUGGUUCAGCAUGAAGAAGUACUUCAAGCUAAAGUCGAAGCUGGAGAAGCCAUUAGCACCGAGGAACAAUACGAACUGUUAAGAUAUCAAAGAUUAAUUACUGGUAAAUUUAUUGCUGCUGCUUGGGCAGUUACAAAGUAUGAAGUGGUUGGAGUAUUAAACAAGGUCUGUUAUAAAUUAUUUAGAGAUUCUUCAGUGUCAAAGAAGGAAAGAGUAAGAAGAGCAGAUGCUGUGUUACAUAUUGGGAAGCUUAUGUCCAAUGUAAAGAGAACUCCUGAAGAAGAAGAAGAGGCUCAAAUAUUUGAAGAAAUGAUGGCUGAAGCUUCUGCUAAAAAGCAAAAGAAAGAAGGCACUGCAAUUAGUGAAGCAGAAAUAGCUGCCUAUUUAAAGAAAAUGGAAGAAGAAGCCGCUGCUAAUAAUAAUUAUUCCUCAUCCGCUGGUACCAGUUCAUCUUCAGUUCCAAGCUCCAGUAAUAAUUAG
Molecule: messenger RNA, 1422 nt
Organism: Lizanozyma spartinae
Lineage: Eukaryota; Fungi; Ascomycota; Pichiomycetes; Serinales; Debaryomycetaceae
Exons: 1
Coding region: 1-1422 (473 amino acids)
Biological process (GO): protein import into peroxisome matrix
Cellular component (GO): cytosol
Source: RefSeq, a predicted model, not a curated record